UUUAACCACUGGAGUUGUAUGGAUUACUUUUAUGCUGCCUUAAUGUGCUUUAUUGAGCUUCAACUUUUCAGACCCUGUUGACUUGCAUUUUGUGGAGAUACAGUGCUGAGAUAUUCUUCUACAAAUCUUUGUUUAUGUUCAGCAGAAGAUAGGAUAACCUGGUCAUUAAUGAAAGAAAAUCCUACAUAUAUGGGAUGGAAUGCUGGUCAGGCCUACUGGAAACUGCAUCAUUCUGACUAGAGAAUCUCUUCUGAUUGGCUGGAAAUUACAUCAUAGCAGAGUUACCAGUGAUGAUCAGGCUUUCCUUGCAGGCACAUUGUUUUCUUCCACUGCCCCCCCCCCCCCUAUUCACCCAUCUCUUUUUGUUUUUACAUUCUGGUUACAGUUCAUUUAGGACACCUUUUGCAAACAAUUUCCUUUUGUUCUUGUCUUUGUUAUUGAUUAAAGUAAUCUCGUUUGCUGCAUUUUUCACUCUGUUGCCAUGUGAAACCCUGUAUGCAUGCGCUCGAGUCUCCACCUAGCAGGCAGCUGGAUGACAUCAUUGCCAGAGUGUGAUUUGAAUAGCACAUGAGAGCUUCAGUCUCCCCUCCCCCUGCGGCCCCCUCCAGUGAUCACAUCCACCAAUGCGAGGCAUAAAAGAAGCCCACCGAGCUUCAACACCCGGCCAGUUUGUAUGGGUGGGAGAUCCUUUAUGCGGUAUUGCACAACUUAUCUGCUUACAUUGUAUUACUAGAGCUCAAAUAGAUGUUUUUUGCAGGCAAACACUGCUUUUGCUCUAUUUACUUUGAAAUUAAGGCAUUAUAACUUGGUUGGAGAAGUAUGACAGUUAAUUGUGUUUUGUGUGGGGUGACGUCAGGGUUUUUAGAUGGUUGUUAUGCCACUGGGAAAUAAAGCAGGUACAGUGUGUUCUCUUCUGCCAUUUUCAACAUCCAUAUCAGACCACUGGGAGCAUUUCCACCUCUACUUUACCUGAGAGAAUUCAACCUUGUUGUGCUUUCAAUAUGGCACAGCAAACAGGUUCAUAUAACCACCUUAGAAGCCUGAUGCUAAACUCUUAAAACUUCACGCAAGCUUUGAUGUUGUAUUUCUGAAAGUAACACUUCAAAUCCUGUUACAACAUUUUUGUACCCUCAAAAUGUUGUGUAAUGCUGUCAGAAACCAUUUAUUUGUAAAAUUAGAAAAGUGACAUGCAUUUUUGUCCAUUUAAUUAACCUAAAAAAUAAUAAUAAUUCAGUCAUCUUUUACUCACCCUCGAACUCCAAACCGUAUGACUUUAUUUCUUCCAUGUGACACAAAAGGUAAAUAUUUGAAGAAUGUUUUGGCCUGUUUUUGGAAGUGUAAAGUAAUGACACCAUAUUUGAUUUGAAAGCUGCAAAGGUGAAGAUUAUCAGUUAAUAAUGACUUACAUUUGGGUCUGUUCUUCACACAAAGCAAUUGUAUGGCUGCAGAAAUCUUGGAAUGAAGGGCAUGUGUCAUAUGUACCGCUUUUAGGAUACUUUUAUGGUCCUUUUUGUAAUUUUGGAGCUUGACAGCCUCAUCCCCCAUUCACUUUCAUUAUGCAAAAGAAAAAAUCCACUUUUUGUGUUUCACUGAAGAAAGAAAGUCAUUCAGGUUAGGAAGCAACAUCUAAUUGAAUAAAUGGUAAAAAAAAAAAAAAAAAAAAAAAAAAGUGAACUAUCCCUUUAAUUUUCUACAAACUGUCUUAAAAUGUGAAAACCCCAUUUAUUGAGUUGGCACUGCACCAGUGCCACAGAUGGACCUCAAACAGGCCCGGUCUGUCUGCCUCCAGAUAAGCAUGUUGGCAAGGAUACUGUAUCAUAGUAAUCCACAGGACUGCAGCCAUGAGUGAGUGUGUGGAUGACACAUACAUCACUGUCCUCCUCCAUUUUUAGACAUGACAUUUCAAACAGCUUUGAAACCAAACAGAACUGGUUUAACACAGGAUUCUGCACAUAAUUAAAUUCUAAACUGAGUCAAAUUAAAAAAAGAAACGCAUCUGCAAAGCAAAACAGGUUUUCAAGUCUUUAUAUUUGCUUUUGGUCAAGAUUUGCUGUUUCCACUUGCUAACAGUUAGUUCUCAGAUAUCAAAAAAUAUUAUUAUUGUACAUUCUGUUUCCUUUUUAAAUGUAUUAAUUUAUAUUUAAUCAUUUCUUUAUUAUUUAAAAAUUAGUAUGAUUCUUCUGUUUAUAACGGCAUAAAUCUAUGCUCCCUCCAUUUCUGUUUCUCAACAAAGAGUUAACCACCCCCUAUCUGCACUCCCAACCAUUCCAGCCCAUCAGAAGCUUGCAUCCCUCUCGGCCAAUCACAGAGCUGGAAGGUGAUGUCAUGCUUUAUCUAGCAGAGGUGGUGCUGAUGCUGCCAGGUUGAGCAUCCAAACAGCAGCAGACUGUCAGACUGAGUGUGAGGACAAGACAGACAGAAUCACGCACUUAACCGGAUCAGCUGAGUUGCCUUGGUGAACUUGAAGGAAAGAUGACUCUUGCAGCGUACAGAGAGAAGAUGAAGGAGCUCCCCCUAGUGUCUCUGUUCUGCUCCUGCAUUUUGCCAGAACCGCGGGAAAAGACCACAAAGAAAACACAAGAUGUAGUGGAUCUCAACCUGGGCAUUAUUAAAGACAUGGAGGUCAUUGAGAUAAACAAGCGAUCAUCUGGUCAGGCCUUUGAGGUCAUCCUCAGACCACCAUCCUUUGACGGUCAGAGAGAGUUUCAUCCCACCUUCCCACCACGCAGGGACCCCUCGUUGGAAGAGAUCCAGAAAAAACUAGAUGCAGCUGAUGAGAGAAGAAAGUGUCAAGAAUCUGAGCUUCUGAAGCACUUGGCUGAGAAGAGAGAACAUGAACGGGAGGUGGUCAAGAAAGCCAUAGAGGAGCACAACAACUUCAUCAAGAUGGCCAAAGAAAAGCUGGAUCAAAGAAUGGAGAUGAACAAAGAGAACAGGGAGGCCCACAUCACCGCCAUGUUAGAGCGUCUCCAGGAGAAGGACAAACAUGCUGAGGAGGUGCCUUGAGGUCUUCUCACAACACAUGCUGAUCAUAUAGGAGACCAUUCACCAAAGGACUGACUAUCAUGCUAAGCUUAUUAGCUUGGAACAUAAGAGAUCAGGACUCUGAAAGCAGAUUAUGAUAUUGUUAUAUCGUUGUAAGGUACGAUGGCCAUGUUUUCAGAUGAACAGAACUGGCCAGACAACAAAGAUUGUGAUGGAAUCUUUACUACCUUAAUCUGAGAAAACACGGAGAUGUGUUGCUGAGCUCGUAUGCCAACAGUGCCAAAAAUGAGAGAAUGUGAGUGGUAACUUUGUGUGUUCGUGAGUAGAUGGGUGACGCUUGAAAGGUUUCAUGUACUUUGAUCAUGUGGAUGCAGUCAAUCUGUUGAACCUCUAUUUUUGGUAAACUGCUUUUGCCGCUGUACAUAUGUUCACAUGCCUCAUAAUCAGCUGGUGUCUGAUUUGUAUAUAUAUAUUCAAUGCUGUAUAGAAAUUGUAAAAUAUUUUUUAGAGGCAGUGAAAAUUAAAGGACUGCUGGUAUGUUUUUGUCCUUGUGACUUUUUCAGGGCCAUUAUAGUGUGAAACAUUUGAUAUAUGGAUUUAUAUUUUAUAAAAGUGCUUCAAAGAUAACACACUGAAAAAAAAUGUUGACUUAACCCUUGUGCAACCUUUGGGACAUUUUUGUCUUUUUCAUUUAAUUUUUUUUCGAUCAUUUUGGCUGUUUUAAUGCCAACGGCAUACAUUUUGCCAAAUGUGUGUCUUUUUCAACCUCAAGGAACAGUUCCUAUAAUACAUCUAUAAUACACUGUGUACACAACAUAGUUACAAUCAGGACCUUAAGGACAAAAUGUCCCCAUUGAAACCAAUGAAAAAUGCAAUAUUUGAUCCAAAUGCCAUUAAAGCAUAAAAUCAUGAAUUAUAUGAUAUUAUGCUUUCAUUCCAGAGCCCUGGUUUCAAAAUUUAAAUGUUUAAUAUUUUCCACCAGAUGGUGCCAUUUUUCUCAUGUUUAGCCUAUGGAGCAAAUACAUGCUUUUUCCCUAUUUUCUGUUUGCUGUAUUAUAGAAUGCUGCAGGCCAAUUCAAUAAAUGAUG
Xyrauchen texanus (razorback sucker) is the source of this 4073-nucleotide messenger RNA. RefSeq names its product stathmin-4-like. The record is from RefSeq and is a predicted model, not a curated record. Gene Ontology annotation, cellular component: cytoplasm; neuron projection. The transcript is spliced from 8 exons. NCBI's taxonomy places the organism in Eukaryota, Metazoa, Chordata, Actinopteri, Cypriniformes, Catostomidae. Bases 2473 to 3006 code for a protein of 177 amino acids. Gene Ontology annotation, molecular function: tubulin binding. Gene Ontology annotation, biological process: microtubule depolymerization; neuron projection development; regulation of microtubule polymerization or depolymerization.